Fraxinus pennsylvanica is the source of this 792-nucleotide messenger RNA. The record is from the annotation of a GenBank genome assembly. Lineage: Eukaryota; Viridiplantae; Streptophyta; Magnoliopsida; Lamiales; Oleaceae.
AUGGGAUUGGAUAAAGGGAAGAAGCAGAAAUUGGGAGAAGUGAAGGAAGAAAACAAUGGGACAGAGCAUAUUGAUAGAGAGCUCGUUAGCACCAUUGAAAAGCUCCAAGAAAUACAAGAUGAGCUUGAAAAGAUCAAUGAAGAAGCAAGUGAAAAGGUUUUGGAAGUGGAACAAAAGUACAAUGAGAUACGGAAGCCCGUCUAUGAUAAGAGAUGUGAUGUCAUAAAAUCCAUUCCUGACUUCUGGUUGACUGCAUUUUUGAGUCAUCCUGCCUUUAGUGAACUUUUGACCGAGGAAGACCAAAAGAUUUUCAAGUAUUUAAGUUCCCUGGAAGUGGAAGACUCCAAAGAUGUGAAAUCUGGUUACACUAUUACAUUUAACUUCAAUCCAAAUCCAUAUUUUGAAGACACAAAGCUAACAAAAACUUUUAACUUUCUCGAAGAAGGAACAACAAAAAUCACCGCCACAUCAAUAAAAUGGAAAGCGGAAAUGGGCAUUUCUAAUACUGUUACUGAAGAGAAGAAAGGGAACAAGCGAUCUCAUAAUGAGGAAAGCUUUUUUACCUGGUUUAGUGAUGACCAACAAAAAGAUGAUGUGGAUGAGAUUCAUGACGAGAUUGCUGAAUUAAUCAAGGAUGAUAUCUGGCCAAAUCCUCUUACAUACUUUUUUGAUGAGGCAGACGAAGAGGAUUCCGAGGAUGAUGGUGGUGAGGAAAAGAGCAGUGAUGGCUCUGAAGAUGAUGAUGACAACCAAGAUGAUGAGGAUAAUGAUGGCGACGAGGAUGACAAUUGA